Molecule: messenger RNA, 305 nt
Organism: Staurois parvus
Lineage: Eukaryota; Metazoa; Chordata; Amphibia; Anura; Ranidae
Source: the annotation of a GenBank genome assembly
UCAUUCAGCCCACAGGCUGCAUAAAAAAAAGAAUAUAGCAUAUACACCCACCAAGGACCAGUGACCUGGUACAUCAUUGACAUUGACUGGUACAUCAUACCCGGAUGAUUGACAGCAGGAUUGCUUUUUCAAGCAUCGGGAGAAGAUGCUCCCCAUUUGCCUUCCACGGCCUUCUCAGGCAGUCCAGUGCCAUUGGGGAACCUGAGAAUGCAGCCAGUGGUUCUGCCAGCUGACCAUAGAGCUGAUUGGAAACCGGAAUGACGCCAAUCAUCUCUAUAGUCUAAGAAAUCGGAAGCUACAAGCAU